AUGGCUGCUCUUCUUAGCAACUCAGCUCGCGUUGCCCUUCGCUCGGGAGCUUCGGCUACCUCCAAGGCCGGAGCUGCGGGCUUGACCUUUGCCCGUGGCAAGGCUACUCUGCCUGACCUUUCCUACGACUAUGGCGCCCUGGAGCCCUCUAUCUCCGGCAAGAUCAUGGAGAUUCACCACAAGAACCACCACAACACUUAUGUGACCAACUACAACAACUCCAUUGAGCAGCUCCAGGAGGCCCAGGCUCAGGGUAACAUUGCUGCCCAGAUCGCCCUCAAGCCCGCGAUCAACUUCAACGGCGGUGGCCACCUCAACCACACUCUCUUCUGGGAGAACCUUGCCCCCAAGAGUGCCGGCGGCGGUGAGCCUCCUUCCGGUAACCUGUCUAAGGCUAUCGACUCUACCUACGGCAGCUUCAACGAGUUCCAGUCCAAGAUGAACGCUGCUCUUGCCAGCAUCCAGGGCAGCGGCUGGGCUUGGCUCGUGAAGGACAAGCAGACUGGCCAAAUUGGCAUCCGCACCUACGCUAACCAAGACCCUGUUGUUGGCCAGUUCGAGCCUUUGCUCGGCAUUGACGCCUGGGAGCACGCCUACUACCUCCAAUACCAGAACCGCAAGGUCGAGUACUUCUCCGCCAUUUGGGAUGUCAUCAACUGGAAGGCUGUUGAGAAGCGCUUUGCUUAA
Molecule: messenger RNA, 687 nt
Organism: Penicillium bovifimosum
Lineage: Eukaryota; Fungi; Ascomycota; Eurotiomycetes; Eurotiales; Aspergillaceae
Gene: sod2
Product: superoxide dismutase sodB
Exons: 4
Coding region: 1-687 (228 amino acids)
Biological process (GO): superoxide metabolic process
Cellular component (GO): mitochondrion
Molecular function (GO): superoxide dismutase activity; metal ion binding
Source: RefSeq, a predicted model, not a curated record